Mollisia scopiformis is the source of this 915-nucleotide messenger RNA. RefSeq lists its product as uncharacterized. The record is from RefSeq and is a predicted model, not a curated record. Lineage: Eukaryota; Fungi; Ascomycota; Leotiomycetes; Helotiales; Mollisiaceae. Bases 1 to 915 code for a protein of 304 amino acids. The transcript is spliced from 2 exons.
AUGGCUAGUGGAUUUCCGAUUUCCCUUCGUGGUGAAGGGAGAGGUUUGGAGAUAUCAUUUCCGGAUUUAGCCGGUCUAGCACAGUCUCAAGCAUUUGUGGAAGUUGAAGGAGGCCUAGUCCUUGACGGCUUGCACAUGGAAUUGAAGACACCAACGUCUCAUUCCGGAGAGGAGGCGCCAGAGUUCGUCCUUCCUCGUAUGGUAAUGAGGACUCACAAGGACUGGUACAGGGAACUUGAUUCCGAGAAGCUAGCCACCACGCGAGUAUUUUUGGGGUGGACGAAUGAAGCACACAUCCUCCUUGGGACACGGGACUGUUUCGCGUUGAAUGUAGAUAUUUCUGGGGCCCCCCACAAUCAACCUACGAGAUGCUUAAAAAGCUACGGCGGGGGAAUAGGAUUUGGAAUACACGGUAUCGCAGCUCUAUCGGCCACUAUCUCAGGAACUCGAUCGGCAGUUCCUUCCGGGAUAUCUGGCAUUGAACCCUUGGACAAGGAUGCCGCAAUGAUUGACAUUCGUAACGGCGUUAGAAAUCAUGUCAUUGUAUGGGACGAUGAUGACGAUAUUGGAUGGUUAAUCCCUCAGAGCGUUAUGCUCUUAUAUCUAUUACAGAUAUUUCUCCUGAGGCAACUACAGUGUUUCGAGGUUCUGCCCUCCGAAUUACUGUCCUCACAGGCACACGAUGCGGGUCAAGCUGCUUUCAAAACACUAACGCGAUUUUUGGAGAUUGAAGAUAUACCUGAAGCUACCCAGCUCACUUCCGUAGGCGUCAAUAGAGAGGCGCCUUGCAAUCUACAACUUUCGAUAAAGAGAGUUUCGAAGGCGGUCAAAGAAAUGUGUUACCACUUCCGCUAUGUUUGCGAUCAACUUCGUAAAAUCUACGAGGACGCCACGACGUUGCACCAGAGUCGAUAA